This is a messenger RNA of Ornithorhynchus anatinus (platypus), 1024 nucleotides long. Its product is annotated as vomeronasal 1 receptor ornAnaV1R3026. The record is from RefSeq and is a predicted model, not a curated record. The transcript is spliced from 2 exons. Bases 95 to 1024 code for a protein of 309 amino acids. Gene Ontology annotation, cellular component: membrane. NCBI's taxonomy places the organism in Eukaryota, Metazoa, Chordata, Mammalia, Monotremata, Ornithorhynchidae. Gene Ontology annotation, molecular function: pheromone receptor activity. Gene Ontology annotation, biological process: G protein-coupled receptor signaling pathway.
UUUCAGAGUCUGACUACCCUGGAGAAGCCCUCCUAGUCAACAAGAACGACGGAGACGGGAGGUUUCCUCCAAUCCUAACUGAAAUUUCAAGACAAUGGUCGCCAGUGACCUCCCUUUGGGGAUCAUGAUGCUGCUACAGAUCAGCAUUGGAACCUCAGCGAACAUCUUCCUCUUCCUGUUUUACACCCGUGCGGUCUUUGCCAGCCACAAGUCCAGCUCCUCCGACGUGAUCCUCGCCCACCUGGUCUUGGCCAACACCGUCAUCCUCCUCGCCAGCGGAAUCCCUGAGACCGUGUCAGCUUGGGGGCCGAGUAAUUUCCUGAAUGACGUUGGCUGUAAGAUCCUCAUCUACCUGUACCGAGUAGCCCGGGGUCUCGCCAUCUGCACCACCUGCCUCCUGAGCGUCUUCCAGGCCGUCACCGUCAGCCCCGGCACCUCCAGGUGGGCGGGGGUCAAAGCCAAAUUGAACAGGGGCAUCCUCCCCUCCUGUGUUCUCUCUUGGGUCCUCAACAUGUUCAUAGACUUUUCUACGCUGUUGUACAUGACUGGGCCCCAGAACAGCAGCAGGGUUCGAAUCAUAUUGGAUCUGAAAUAUUGCUCCACAGUCAGUGUCGGUGCAGGCAUCACCCUGUUAAAUGCAAUUGGUCAUUCCCUCUGGGAUCUGUUCUUCGUGGGGUCCAUGAGCGUGGCCAGCGGCUACAUGGUGUUUGUCCUGCACAGACACCACCGGCGGGUCCGGCACCUCCACGGGACCGGACGCUCCCCCGGGGCGUUGCCCGAGGUCCGGGCGGCCAAGAGAGUCGUCACCCUGGUCAUCCUCUACGUCCUCCUCUACGGGCGACAGACAAUCACGCUAGGCGUUAUGAUAAACACGAAAGAGAAAUCUCCCCUGCUGGUGAACGUCCACAUGGUGCUGUCCUUCACCUUCUCAGCCGUCAGUCCCUUCCUGAUGAUCCACAGCGACAGGAGGAUAAGGAGGUUCUGGAAAAGGGAAUCUCCCGAUUCUGACACGAAUCCCUCGUAG